GCUGAGUGACCCAAGCGUAGCUCUCACCUGGGGGAGGACCAGCACUCCCUCAUUCCCAUCAUCCCUUGAGCCCCCACUCUGAAGCAGCCAUGACGCCACGGAAACGCGGGGGCGGAGGGCACGGCGUGUCCUUCUUCUUCUGCUGCUUCCAGAGCAGUGACCACCCAGAGAUCACCUACCGUCUGCGGGAGGACUUCGCCCUGCAGGCCAUGGAGCCGGCGCUGCCCAUCCCCAGCUAUGACGAGCUGGAUGCCAUGUUCUCAGAGCUGGUGGAUGAGCUGGACCUCACAGAGAAGCACAGAGAGGCCAUGUUUGCCUUACCAGCAGAAAAGAAAUGGCAGAUAUACUGCAGCAAGAAGAAGGAGCAAGAGGAGAAUAAAGGUGCUACUAGCUGGCCAGAGUACUACAUUGACCAGCUCAAUUCAAUGGCAGCUAGGAAAACUCUGUUGGCCUUGGAGAAGGAAGAAGAGGAGGAACGCAACAAGACUAUUGAAAGCCUGAAAACGGCACUGCGGACACAACCAAUGAGGUUUGUAACACGGUUCAUCGAUAUGGAUGGCCUGACAUGCAUCCUGAACUUCCUGAAGAGCAUGGAUUAUGAGACCACUGAGUCUCAGAUCCACACUUCCCUCAUCGGCUGCAUCAAAGCCCUGAUGAACAACUCCCAGGGUCGUGCUCACGUGCUCUCUCACUCCGAGAGCAUCAACAUCAUCGCUCAGAGUCUGGCCACCGAGAACAUCAAGACUAAAGUGGCAGUGCUGGAGAUCAUGGGUGCUGUGUGUUUAGUGCCGGGAGGCCACAAGAAGAUUUUGGAGGCCAUGUUGCACUAUCAAAAGUUCUCUUGUGAGCGCACACGAUUUCAGACAUUGCUGAAUGAUCUGGACAAAAGCAUAGGACGGUACAGAGACGAGGUCAGCCUGAAAACGGCGAUUAUGUCCUUCAUUAAUGCUGUUUUAAGCCAAGGAGCUGGUGAAGCCAGCCUUGAGUUCCGGGUUCAUUUGCGAUAUGAGUUCCUCAUGUUGGGGAUUCAGCCCAUCAUCGACAAACUCAGGUCACAUGAAAACUCUACUUUAGACAGGCAUUUGGAUUACUUUGAGAUGCUGAGAAAUGAUGAUGAGCUCACAUUAUCCAGGCGGUUUGAGGCUAUGCAUAUAGACACGAAGAGUGCGACACAAGUUUUUGAGCUUGUACGGAAGAAGCUGGCCCACACAGAUGCAUAUCCGCACUUUAUGUCUAUUCUUCACCAUUGCCUGCUUAUGCCUCAUAAGAGAAGUGGGAACACAGUGCAGUACUGGCUGCUCCUGGACCGCAUUGUUCAACAGAUGGUCCUGCAGAAUGACAAAGGUCACGACCCUGACGUCACACCAUUAGAAAACUUCAAUGUAAAGAAUGUGGUUCGAAUAACGCUGGGAAUUGGAAGGGCUGCUUGGCACAAACACCUCAACUUGAACAUGGAAAGAGCUCUGGCCGUGUUUCACGUCACUGCUGUGGUUUGCAGUCUCUCUGGAUCCUGGCUGGGGAACGAAGGCUGCUCUCCAGCGCUGAUCUCAGACCCGUCAAACACCUGUUCUUCUUGGCCUAAUGUCCGCACACAGAUAUCUCUGGAUCAGAUGCGUCUCUGUAUCAUUAAUAUGCAAUCUUGGAGGGUGGGCUGCACUGAUGGAUUCUACUCUGGUUCACUGAGUUUUCUGCUGAUGUGGAUCUAUCACUCGGCUUUCAUUUGUGAAUUCAUUUCAAAUGACUUUAUUUGUCCCAGUCUGCUUGAUCUGUAUAUCCUGUGCUUGUGUUUCAGAUUGAAAGUUUCCAAUGAGGAAAUAAAGAGGGCUAUUCUGACUAUGGACGAACAGGAAGAUCUGCCCAAGGACAUGCUGGAGCAGAUGCUCAAGUUUGUCCCAGAGAAGUGUGAUGUGGACCUACUAGAGGAGCACAAACAUGAGUUGGACCGCAUGGCAAAGGCAGACCGUUUCCUCUAUGAAAUGAGCAGAAUAAACCAUUACCAGCAGAGGUUACAGUCUUUGUACUUCAAAAAGAAGUUUGCAGAGAGGAUUGCAGAAAUUAAACCUAAAGUUGAAGCACUGUCCAAGGCCUCAAAAGAGGUGCUGCACAGUAGAAAUCUCAAGCAGUUGCUGGAGGUGGUGCUGGCGUUCGGCAACUACAUGAACAAAGGACAGAGAGGCAACGCUUACGGCUUCAAAAUCUCCUCACUCAACAAGAUUGCAGACACCAAGUCCAGCAUCGACAAGAAUAUCACUCUCCUACACUACCUGAUCACCAUUCUGGAGAAGAAGUACUCCAAAGUCGUGAUCUUCUCAGAGGAGCUGCCGAACGUGCCGGAAGCUGCAAAAGUAAACAUGACUGAACUGGAGAAGGAGAUCAAUAAUCUUCGCAGUGGCUUGAAGAGCGUAGAGAGCGAGCUCGAAUUCCAGAAGAAGCGUCCUCAGGAGUAUGGGGAUAAGUUUGUGUCAGUAGUCAGCCAGUUCAUCACAGUGGCCAGUUUCAGCUUCUCUGAUGUCGAGGACUCCCUCAGCGAGGCCAAAGUACUGUUCUUAAAGGCGGUCAAGCACUUUGGUGAAGAUGCUGAUAAGAUGCAGCCCGAUGAGUUCUUUGGGAUAUUCGACCAGUUCUUGCAGUCCUUUGGAGAGGCCCGUCAAGAGAACGAGAACAUGCGCCGACGCAAAGAAGAGGAGGAGCGCAGGGCACGAAUGGAGGCUCAGCUCAAGGAGCAGAGGGAGAGAGAGAAGAAGGCUCGAAAAGCCAAAGAGAACGGAGAGGACGAUGGUGGCGAGUUUGAUGACCUGGUGUCGGCUUUGCGUUCUGGAGAGGUUUUCGAUAAAGAUCUGUCGAAGAUGAAGCGCAAUCGCAAACGCAUCAACAGCCAGACGUCAGACACCGGCAGGGAGCGUCCAAUUACCAAGCUUAACUUCUGAACGGCGGACAAGCAGACCAACCACUGAGACACAUUUCAUUACAACCAAACAACCUCCCUGUGGUGGUGAAUGUCUGGAGGACACCCAUUAGCUCCUCUCCUCAGAUUAAACUCGAUCCCGGGUAGCAGAGGAAAGCAUGUUUACCCAAAGACGGUCAGCUUAUCAUGUGUCAUGUGACUGUAAUUGGAAACCUGUCUAAAUGCAGAGAGAAAAGACUCUCAGAAAUUAGGAAUACGGCUGCCAAAUGAACCUAAUUUAAUGAUUUAUUUCGUCAAGAGUGCUGGAGCACCAGGAUAUUAUCAGAGAUUGAGAUAACUGUGGGUUUACUGAUUGGAUAUGAAUCAGAAACUCGGGCUCAUUUGACCAUAGAAACGGCAAAUCUUGUCAACCCCAAUUUUUCUUACUGUAACCAAACAAAUCGCCAAAAGUGACACUGAGUCUUGGCAUGCUAAAGCGUCACUCAUCUUGCUUUUCUGACUGAUUCAAAGUGGGAAUGGAUGUUAUUUAAAGAUUCCAAUGACAAGUGUCUGUACAUAGGUCACUGAAAAGCUGUAAAGUGACUGUACACCUUUAAGAAAAGGAUUUUGCCCUUUUGAGAAAAGGUGUUUUUUUUUUUUUUUUAAAUACAUAGUGUUUUAAAGGAAUAUUACUGACAUUAAUAACCAGGGUUGUGGGUUGCUUUUUCAGAAAGAAGACUGCAUUGUGAUAUCCGAUACAGGCUGACUGGGUAUGAUUUUUUAAAGGUGUGUUUUUAGGGGCCUCUGGAGCCCAUGUUGUCUUAAACUCUGUGGACGGUCAUUGUACAGACACUAUGCAGUUUCUGUUGUCAAGUGUUGGUCUCUCUGUUUGAGGAGGUUUCAUGUGAAAUGUAGUCAUAUUUAAAAUGAUCUGUAACUGGAUCAAGGCAAUACUCUUCUUCCCUUACGUUCUUCCUUCCUGUCUGGAGUCUCUCCUGUUUUUUUUUUUUAUCAGCAGCCUAGUUGUAUGGUGUAACAAAGUUUCCUUUUUCAGUGUAAGAUACCUCCAUUGGAAUUUUAUAAUUUAAGGAAAACACAACCUUCCAUUGUAAGAUGAAUCAUAAGAGAAUAAAUGGAAGAAUCUGAGUAGUAUUUUCUAUUAUGUUGUCAAUUUAAGUCUCCUCUGAUUGUUAGUGAAUGGUAAUGCAAAAAAAAAAAAAAAAGAA
Messenger RNA from Sinocyclocheilus anshuiensis, 4110 nucleotides. RefSeq names its product disheveled-associated activator of morphogenesis 1-like. The record is from RefSeq and is a predicted model, not a curated record. The transcript has 20 exons. Gene Ontology annotation, cellular component: stress fiber. Bases 90 to 2927 code for a protein of 945 amino acids. Gene Ontology annotation, molecular function: small GTPase binding; actin binding. NCBI's taxonomy places the organism in Eukaryota, Metazoa, Chordata, Actinopteri, Cypriniformes, Cyprinidae. Gene Ontology annotation, biological process: actin cytoskeleton organization.